Molecule: messenger RNA, 1332 nt
Organism: Doryrhamphus excisus (bluestripe pipefish)
Lineage: Eukaryota; Metazoa; Chordata; Actinopteri; Syngnathiformes; Syngnathidae
Source: RefSeq, a predicted model, not a curated record
AUGACCCAAAAGGCCUCUGUUAGUUUAAAUCUUAAAGAAAUCCUCCCUCACAGGUAUAAGACACUAAAAGUCUUAGGCAAAGGCAGCUAUGGAGUUGUUAUCGAGUGUUUGGAUCGGAAAUCAAGAGAAAACAUGGCCAUUAAGAUUGCCAGGCCAGGGAAGACCGUCCAACGUGAGGCGUCCAUACUGCAACUGCUAAUGGACAUCAGGCUGGACCGGGACAACAUUGUAAAGUUUUAUGGUCGCUCUUCUAGUGACCGGUACCUAGUUUUUGAAAUGCUGGAUAUCAACCUGUCUCAGUACUAUAAGGCACAUGGUCGUAUGCGUCUGCAGGACAUCAGACUGGUCAUUCAGCAGUUAGCUUCCGCAUUUGAUGCACUCAAGAUUGUGGGAGUAAUCCACGGUGAUGUAAAACUGGACAACAUCAUGCUGGUGGAUCGUGGAAAGCAGCCAUUCACGGUGAAGCUGAUAGACUUCAGUGUGGCGCUGAGUCGAGCCGAGGCCAAGAAGGUCAAAAUGAGACAGGUUGCUUAUUUCAGAGCUCCAGAAAUCAUUCUGAGACUCCGCUACUUUGAGGCCAUCGACAUCUGGUCGCUGGGUGUGGUCAUAGUGAAAAUGGUGCUUGGCAUUUUUCCCUUCAUGAGAAGCACAGACUACGACUUACUGGAAUGCAUGAUUGGUGUCCUCGGGCUGCCGCCAGACAAUAUUCUUAAAGCCGGAAAGACAACGAGGCAGUUUUUCAACAAGACAGAUUUGGGUCAGUGGAUUUUCAAGACACGUAAGGAAUACUCAGUGGAAUCAAACGACACCAUCAGUAGUAAGAUAUACUCCCUGGAAGAAAUGAGGAAGGUUGGUAGUUCCAAAAUCAGUAGCUUUGUCAAACUGAAUGCCAUCGAUUGUCCCUCAAUCCCUAAGCCUGACUCUCGUUGGAACCAGAUGUUUCCAGAGCGAGACAAUGAGGUCGAUGACUUUUUCAAGCUGCUGAACGCUAUGUUCAAGUGGGAUCAGAAAAAGAGAAUCACACCCAGCCGAAUCCUCCGCCACCCAUUCAUCAGAGGGAGUUACCUCUACAACAGCCCCAAACUCGGCUUGACUCAGGGACCAAAUCAGACCUCCAAAAGGACAUGUCGGAAGAAGAAGUGCACCAUGAAACACGUCCACAAAGGAUGCCGAUGCGCCGUUGGUUCUCCUCAUAAUAUCGUUGACAAACACCCCUUCAAGACAAAGAAGAUGCACUGUAUCAAACGUUUAUUCUGCUGGAUGAAGGACAAACUUUUGCUUGAAGAUGCAGUAGGUCACAUGGUGCCAAAUAUCCAAAGUCUGACUUCUUGA